This is a messenger RNA of Iphiclides podalirius (scarce swallowtail), 333 nucleotides long. The record is from the annotation of a GenBank genome assembly. NCBI's taxonomy places the organism in Eukaryota, Metazoa, Arthropoda, Insecta, Lepidoptera, Papilionidae.
AUGCCGCUGCUACUCUGCGCCGUUGUCUGCGUGUCGGCGUGGUCGAGGCCUUUCUAUCCGGUGCACCGAGUGCCUGGGGCUGUGAGAGUGACCAGAUUUGCCCCACCUCCCCACCCACCUCCACGCCAUCACAGAAUUCCGUCACCCAUCCGGCAAGAGGAGCCCCAAUGGCGGCGACCGAAGCGGGACUACGGAGACCACGACCACGACCACGACUACGACCAUCGCGGGACCAGCGGCGUCACCGGCCCGGUCCACACGUUCGUGAAGACCGACAAGAACGCAAACUACAAGUGGGGCGUCCGCCACCACGUGGGAAACAAGUACGCGUCC